This is a messenger RNA of Danaus plexippus (monarch butterfly), 2923 nucleotides long. RefSeq names its product ras-related protein Rab-32 (gene Rab32). Gene Ontology annotation, molecular function: GTPase activity; GTP binding. The record is from RefSeq and is a predicted model, not a curated record. Bases 16 to 1905 code for a protein of 629 amino acids. Gene Ontology annotation, cellular component: late endosome; lysosome; phagocytic vesicle. The transcript is spliced from 5 exons. Gene Ontology annotation, biological process: phagosome-lysosome fusion; endosome to lysosome transport. Lineage: Eukaryota; Metazoa; Arthropoda; Insecta; Lepidoptera; Nymphalidae.
GCUCGUCUCUCCACCAUGUUGGGCGAGACUUCACCACCAGCACCCCGCGCCCCGCCACCCCCUCCCCCCAAACAGUCCCGCCUCAAGCGCACGCUACACACGCUCCGCUCUUCGUUCAGCUCGGGCUCGCCCUUCCACAUCGCGUCGUUCGGCCGCUCCGCUACGUUCUCAGUAUCGGAUAGCGAGAUCGCGCGGGACGAACGCACUAUGCGUAAGAAGAAUAAGAAAAUCCGCGCAGACGCGUCGGCCGCUUCCUCGCGGAGCACUGACAGCUCGCCUGUCGUCGACAAAAAGAAACCCCUGGGACUGCUCAAGAAGAUGGGGAGCAUAGGUAAGAGGAGGGGGGAGUGUUCUACGACACCCUCGCUCAGUGAAAUCGAAACCGAUCCGGAUCCUGAACCGCAAAAGGUAACCGAUCAGUGUGACAAAACGGAACAAAGUAUCGAACCCGACACCAUAAACAUGGCGGGUAACGAACCACCGGAACAAACGACAAAUAUAAAUAAAAACAAUGAAAUCACACAAAAUAAAAUAGAAGAACAAAAAACAGUGUUUGAUCACAAUAGUCCUAAAGAUCACAUACCAGAUAUUAAACAAUCUACGUCAUCGGAUCAAUCCACAACAGUUGGUAAGGAAACGACAACAGACCAAAACAAAGAAUCCGGAAACGGUUUAGAUCAAAACAUAGAAGUAAAUGAGAACGCUAAGUUCGAUAAAAACAACGACAGUGUGGAUUCAAAUAAACUUGUACACCAAACACAAUCAGAUCCGGAGGCAUCGCCGCGAAAAAGUUCAAGACCUCGUUUAUCCAUGACGGAAUCGGAGCCAUUCAUUCCCAUAGCCGUCGAACACCCUGUGGCCAUGCGGGCCUUCACUAAGGCCGCCUGGAAAAGACGCAGCAACACCGUCAUAGUGAGGCCUGUCGAGGAGCCGAGUCCGGAGGGCACUAUGAAGAGGCGCAUCGCAUUCGUAGCUCAAACGUCGGUGGCGCUCUCCGAGGAGCAGGACGACGACGAAGACGACGAUGACGACGAGGGAAAGGACAGCGGGGGCGAGGUGGGGUCGCUAGAGGAGGCGGUGGCGCUGGCCAGGCAGCGGCUGGCCCAGGCCGUGCACUCGCCCGCGCCGCCGCAGUCGAGCGACAACUUUGACGCCGAAGAGGAGGGAGGUGCGGACGCGAUGCCGGCCUACGGAGACCUCAUAGAGCCGGAGAACAAGGCCGGCAGCGACGACGAACCGUCUCACGCUACAGCCAGCGCUGAAAGGCGGGAGCAUCUUUACAAGAUCCUGGUUAUUGGGGAACUUGGUACGGGGAAGACUUCAAUAAUCAAGCGAUAUGUCCAUCAGUUCUUCAGUCAACACUACCGCGCGACCAUCGGAGUGGACUUCGCUCUCAAAGUACUUAAUUGGGAUGCGAAUACGAUAAUACGCUUGCAGCUAUGGGAUAUAGCGGGUCAAGAGCGUUUCGGCAACAUGACCCGCGUGUACUACAAGGAGGCAGUAGGCGCGUUCAUAGUUUUUGAUGUAUCUCGCGUAGCCACCUUCGACGCUGUUGUCAAGUGGAAGAACGAUCUCGAUACUAAGGUGCAGCUUCCUGAUGGUUCACCCAUACCGUGCAUACUGCUGGCGAAUAAGUGCGAUCAACAAAAGGAAGGUAUAGUGAAUUCUCCCGGGAAAAUGGAAGAGUACUGUCGGGAAAAAGGCUUCGCUGGCUGGUUCGAGACAUCAGCGAAAGAGAAUAUCAACAUCGAAGAAGCUGCUCGCUCUUUAGUUAACAAGAUUCUUCUAAACGACAAGCUUCUACAAAGCAGCGAUAAAGACGGCGAGCGCUUCGCUCUCGAUCACAAGAUCGCCAACGGUGAGAACAGCCGUGCAGCUGGCAGCAGCAAGUCCUGCGCCUGCUGAUUCACAACCAGACGAACAUUAUAUGAUAGAGGAAAUAAAUUGUUAUAUAAUAUAUGGUGCGUAAGUGAAUUAUUUAUUACAAAUGCUAAGAAGUCUAUCUCCAUAUAGCUAUGCGCUAUGGACCGAAAUAACCUCUUGCCUUAAUAUUUCUCAAAUCAUUUACAUUCCGUUUCCAUUCUAUAACUUAUAAACGAUUAGAUUUUGUUUUAUACGGACGUGUAUUAACAAUGUUCUGUUUGUUUCGUGACUCGACAGCUUCAUUAAAACGACAGAUGUUUAUGUUUUACAAUGCGUUGUAUUAUUUCGUUUUGCUUCAUACUCGGCGACGUCUCGUCUGUUUGUGAAGCCGUAGGCCUUAUUUUUUCGCCGUUCUUAUACAAAUUUAAAUUAUUGGAAUUAUGAUUCAAAGUUUGCUCUAUUUUAUUAUAAAUAUAAGUCGUCUCGGACUAUACUCUUCCUAUCCACAAAUUGCACGUUCCAAGAGAAUGUGACUGAGCUUUAAAAUCAUCAAUGGCUUUUCAACCUAUAAUCAUUAUAACAAUAAAUCUCUGUAAUAAUUAAAUAUAUAUUAAUUAUUGAUGAGUCGUGCGAUGGAAUUUAAAUUUUAGGACGCGAUUUCAUCGUUAACUUUGUUUUAAUUGCUUUUGUAAUUAUCGAUAAUAAUAUUAACUAAGUUCUUAAAGAAAGUACAAGAUGUUAUAUUUUUUAUGUUCCGAUAAUGAUUAAGUUUUUUGUGUACCGAUGAUGUUUAUACGCGAUGCUGUGGGUCGGAUCUAGAGAUAACUUACUCUUAUACUGUUUGAUCGUAAAAUCUUUUAUACAGGUUAAUAGUGCCUCAUUAUGAAUUUUGUAUCACUGAAGUGACUUAUUUUGUAACGAAUGUUUCUUAUGGAAGUGUUGCAACAAUUCCAUAUAAAAUAUAUGUUUAUAGGCGAAUAAUGUUCACUCGUUAUCUUAUUAUUAAGUAUUAACUGUAUGAGAGCGUGUGAAGUUGAUGCAAUAAAAUGUUUUAAGAUUG